AUGAAGCUGGGGUGUUCUCGGUUUCUUUUUUCUUGCCAUGUUCUUCUCUGCCUUUCUGCGAUUUGGGUGCUGGCCACGGCCGAUGUACCGGCAGCCCACUGUCCCGGCUGCCAGGCCAAGUGCGGCGAAGUCGACAUCCCGUUCCCGUUCGGCAUCGGCAAGCAGUGCGCGUUCCACAACGGCUUUAACCUCAACUGCACGAGCAUCAACGGCGCCAUAAAACCUUUUAGCGGGAAUUUUGAGGUGACCAAGAUCUCCGUGCCAGACGGCAAGGCCUGGAUGAACACCACGACGAUCUCGUGGCAGUGCUAUUCCGAAUCCACUGGCGGUAUGACCUACUACAAUGGAGUGGCGGACUUCACCCGCACACCUUUCUGGAUAUCAGAAGUGGACAACAAGAUCUUUGUCAUCGGGUGUAAUACUCUCGCUUAUAUGAUGGGUUCUUCUUAUUUAAUAGGUUGCAAGUCAACGUGCGACGACACCUUGAUGGAUGGCACAUGCUCCGGCGCCGGCUGCUGCCAAGUUGAUGUCCCGACAGGCGUACGGUUUUAUAAUGGUAAUUUCGACCAAAGCUACAACACCACGGAAAUAUGGCAUUACAGCCGUUGCAGCUACAUGGUAUUGAUGGAAAAGGAGGCUUUCAACUUCCGCACUAGCUAUGUCGAAUCCACGGUGUUUUAUGAUGUAUACAAUGGGACAGUUCCACUCGUGCUGAACUGGCGGGCAGGACCGCUGAGUUGCGACGAAGCUCAGAAGAACAUGAGCUCCUAUGCAUGCGUCAGCGACCACAGCGCGUGUGUAAACACCACCGGCGACAAGCCAGGUUACCGCUGCAGGUGCUCCGAUGGAUACGAAGGCAACCCUUAUAUCCAGAACGGAUGCCAAGAUAUUGACGAGUGCCUUCAAAAUGCUACUAUCUGCGGCUCUGGAAUGUGUGAGAACACGGCAGGGCAUUACACCUGCUCAUGUCGACGUGGAAAAAAUUGGACUAAUGGCAAUUUUUUGAACCGAAGACUAAUGGCAAUUGUCAAUCCCGUUUUAGGUACAACUGUUGGACUAGUCGCCUUAGUGACUGCUUUAGCAUCUGCAUGCAUGAUCCAAGAGAGAAGAAAGCUACAGAAGAUGAAACGAGACUACUUUCGGCAGCAUGGUGGUCUGAUAUUAUUUGAUGAGAUGAGGUCAAAGCAAGGUAUUUCAUUCAAAAUUUUCACGGAAGAAGAACUACAGGAAGCCACGAACAGGUUUAGUGAGCAACAAGUACUGGGUCAAGGGGGCUAUGGGACUGUGUACAAGGGGAUUCUUGAGGGCAACGUGGAAGUAGCGGUGAAGAGAUGCAAGACCGCCGACGAGCAACAAAAGAAAGAAUUUGGUAAAGAGAUGCUAAUCUUAUCUGAAGUCAACCAUAGAAACAUUGUGAAGCUCCUUGGGUGUUGCCUCGAAGUGGAAGUCCCCAUGCUAGUAUAUGAGUUCGUCCCAAAUGGCACCCUCUUCCAGCUCAUACACGGUAACCAUGGCCUACGUAUCUCCUUGGCUACUCGCUUGGGGAUCGCCCACGAGUCGGCCGAUGCGCUCUCCUAUCUUCACUCAUCGGCUUCAAUACCGAUCCUCCAUGGUGAUGUCAAGUCCUCCAAUAUUCUUCUUGAUAGGGACAACAAAGCCAAAGUAGCUGACUUUGGUGCCUCCAUCCUGGCACCAAUUGAUAAGUCACAAUUCAUCACACUUGUACAUGGUACUUGCGGGUAUCUCGACCCGGAGUACAUGCAAACCAACCUGCUGACAGACAAGAGUGACGUAUACAGCUUUGGGGUUGUUCUUUUGGAGCUACUCACGGGCAAGUUACCUUUUAAUUUCAAUCCGGAUGUCCUUGUCCAUGAAAAGAGCCUAGCGAUGAUGUUUAUGUAUGCCAUGAAGGAGAAUAAGCUCGAGCAAAUCUUGGAUGUUGAGCUCAAGGACGGGGAUAACACAGAGAUUCUUGAAGAGAUUGCGGAGCUAGCGAUGCGUUGCUUAGAGAUGUGUGGUGACAAUAGGCCAUCGAUGAAGGAAGUUGCUGAAAAGCUUGAUAGUCUGAGGAAGGUGAUGCAACAUCCAUGGGUGCAGCGGAACCCUCAAGAGAUGGAAUGCCUACUUGCGGAGCCCUCAUCGGUGGUCAGCUCGACAAUAACCAGUGCUGAAUAUUUCAGCAUCGAGAAAGAAGCUGUUAAUAGUCUGUAGUCAGGUCGUUAAGUAAUCACGCCAUCGCUUUGCUUUGUUUAUUUUGUAUUCGAAAGCAAGAAAUCAGUAGCAUCAAAAAUAGAAUAAACAGUCAAUUGUUAUAGGUACCUUUAUGUUACUGUUCAUUUUGCCAAUUAUACAUAUACAAAUUU
Triticum dicoccoides is the source of this 2363-nucleotide messenger RNA. RefSeq names its product putative wall-associated receptor kinase-like 16. Bases 1 to 2211 code for a protein of 736 amino acids. Gene Ontology annotation, molecular function: polysaccharide binding; ATP binding; calcium ion binding. NCBI's taxonomy places the organism in Eukaryota, Viridiplantae, Streptophyta, Magnoliopsida, Poales, Poaceae. The record is from RefSeq and is a predicted model, not a curated record. The transcript has 4 exons. Gene Ontology annotation, biological process: cell surface receptor signaling pathway; protein phosphorylation. Gene Ontology annotation, cellular component: plasma membrane.